GUGCGCGCCGGGAAACGUCUAGGCCAUCGAAUCGGCCGCACCGGGCCACGAUUCUCGUGGCGUGGCUCUGUUAUCGCCACCGUCAUUUUACCAACUGCCGGCCUUUUGCGGCCUGCGCUAAGAACAACCGUAGCGCCCUGGGCCGCCGGCCGCAUCUCAGGUCUCAGUCUGCGCUUGAACAUUGCGCACGGCGCACUACGUACGGCAGAGUGUACCCGCUGCGUGAACUGCUGCGGAUCAACCGGGUGCACCUCUCAGGCAGUGCAGUCGAUCGAUCGAGUCGAUCUCUCUAGUGUUAAACCCUCUGUAAAGCGAGGUUCACGUGUAGACACGUGCGUGUCUGUGUCAGGUUGUGCAGGACAAUUACAAUCAACCCGGGGGAGCUCGAAACGGUGUGGCUACAACAGAAAGCGUUGUUGGCGUUGUUGCACAAAACCAUGCAAAAGUCAAAGCGACAGCGGCUUGGCCAUCGGGCGCGAACCAUCCUGUACACGCUGGUUGUUUCGCUCAGCUAUGUGGGUGCGGGUGCGAUGGUGGGCUGGAGUGGCAGUGGUUUGCAUCAUGGCACCACCGAUCGGAAGCUGACGGAACAGCUGACUAACGGGACCAUCUCGCUGAUCGCGAUCCCGGCCGCCGUACUGACCGUAACGGCCUGCCUGGUGCACCGCUGGUACUACUGGAUCGGCACCAAGAGCUUUCUGCUGGCGGCCGGCCUGCUGGGCGUCUGUUCGGCUCUCCUCGAGGCGCUGGCCACCACGUUCUGGUGUGCCAGUGCGUCGCGCAUUCUAGCCGGGAUCGCGGCCGGCAUUACGCUCACCCUCGUGCCCGGCUACGUGGACGAUUUUGGCAGCGGCAGUGGCGGCGGUGGCGGCCUACGAGUGUUGCAGGGCGAGCUGUUGGCGGCCGCCUUCCCGCUCGGCGUGCUGGCUCGUUUUCUCGUCGCGUUGCUUCCCGGUUCGAUGAUCGGUCACAACACCAGCGCCAUCCUGUGUGGUACCCUGUCGGGGCUCUUCUUUCUCACCGGUCUGCUACUGCCGGAAUCCGCACGCUACCUGUGUGCCACCGGGCAGGUGGAGCGGGCUACGGAAGCCCUUCAGCGUACGUACCCUACGGGCACACCAGCCGCCCGCCAGUCCAUGGAGGGUGUGAUCGCCCGCUGGCAGCUACCGGCGGCAUUCGGAUUACGGCCGCCCGGUCUCCUGGAGGCCGUCGUCCGGCAGGGCAACCUGAUGCUGCUCGUACCGCUGCUGGCCCUGUUUGCCUUUCAGGCAUCGGUCGGUGCCGUACCGUUGCUGUUCUAUCUGCACGACGUGCUACCGCAGCUCGGCAUCAGCACCGAGCCGGGACCGAGUGGGGGUCCGUCGGCCGGCACGGUCGCCGUCCUGCUCGCCGCGGUGUUCGCGUUCGCCGGUCCGUUGGCCAGCUGGCUGGCACGGCACCGGCAUCGGGCGGGCUCGUACCCCCACCGGACGCUGCUGCUCUCCAGCACGUUGCUGAUGGCGCUCACGAUGCUGGUGCUCGGCUGGCACUGUCACGUACGCGGGACGCACUCCGCCCAGCCGAACAACUUUGUGGCCGGCCGGCACGGUUCGAUCGUGGCGCUCGCACUGUUCUACGCCUGCAACGCCGUCGGUUUCCAGCGGGUACCGUGGGCGCUGCUCGAUGCGGAAGUGCAACCGGAUCUGCGGUUUCCGCUCCGUACGCUCGCCACCGUCAUCAGCUGGGCGAUGGUGUACCUGACGGUGCGCCUGUUCCCCAUCCUGCUCCGCACGAUCGGUAUCGGGUGGCUGUUCUGGAAUGCGGCCCUCGUCGCGCUGUUUGCCGUCGCCGUACUGAUCCUCACGCUACCACGCGGUGACUACGAGGGGCACCGGAAACUCGGCAACGAUCUGUCCUCAUCGUCCUCCGCCUCGUCCGCCACGUCGCCCUACUGCCCGAGACCGUGCGCGCACUGUUGCGUCUGCAGCCGAACCCUGGCACCGCUCGGUCCCAGUGCCCCACCGCCAGCCACGCUUGCGGUUCAGACACCACCACCAACCGAUGCAGAGUGCGGUGCAUCGUGAGCAGGAGCACUAGGAUGCUAGUAGUAGUAGUAGUAGUAAUACACCGCGGUGCGGUACAACGGGCCAACGGGUGUCCUCUCAACUACCACUUUUGGAAAGCAAUCGAUGCACGAGCGACCAGAGGAGAAGCGACUAAAACGACCCGCGGUUCGAGGAGAAGGUGGAUGGAGUGGUUACUAGUGGUGUGAGCGCCAGAAGAGUCUAUAACACACAAUCCUCCAGUAGUGGCUCCAGUUUUAUUGAACUAAUGAAAUGUACUAGUGAUAUUUUUAUUUUGUUGCAUGCGGAAGUCCGAAGUCCCAAAACAAUAUUAGCAUUAGCUACCCAAACUAACGCCACAAUACUACGCAAAUAAGCCGCCAGUAUCGUUCGGUCAUCAGUAGACAAGCUUAAAAUUUGGCAAUUUGUGCGAUGUGCAAGUGUUCAUCGAUGCGGGAAGGAAAAAAAAGCGGGGCUAGAACACAAAUCAAUUUCACUUGAUUGUGGAUAGGACGAGUUUCGGUGUGUCGGUGAAAGACUGACGUGAGUCAACAAGUCGUAAGUCAAGCAAAGUAAAUCAAGCGAACCAUCAGGCGGCAAAUGGCGCCGAGCAAAGAGCCGUUUUUGCCAAUACCGAAAAUAGUAAUAGAGAUUCGACUCGAAAAAUGUUUUUUAAUCUGUCGGCGUCGAGUUGAUAUUUCAUUCAAUCACUGCUAGCAGAUAAGAAGACUGUUGCGUCUUGCUGUCGACAACGGUCGACAGUACGACGGUACAGUCUUAUCUGACCCAGGCUCCUCCUGCCUCUUGCAAAACGGUCCCUACAGUAUACAUUCUGACCGAAAGCGAAUGCAAGCAAAGAAGAAAAACUAACCAGCGUUGGUGGAUUCAUGAUUUUUUUUUUUAUUAGAUGAUCUAAUGGUGUUCCCCCUUCCCCCCCUCUCCCCACGCACCCCUUUCAUUAGCCAGGAUCUUUUUCCUCCCUUCCUGACACUGCACUACACUGCACUGCACCCACUUGCCACUCGUUCUCGGUUUCGGCGUUGCAUUCGGCAGAAGUGUAUUUGGUGUAUUUCCGUCUCUACCCUUGCCCCAUUUCCCUUUUCUCCCUCCCUCCCUCCCUUCCUACUCCUGCUGGUCGCCAAUCUAGAGGCUAAGUUAGGUAUUAUGAGAGGCUUAGGGUGGUGCUUGCCUGCUGUUCGCAGUUCGUCGCGGUUUUCUCUGCACGAGAAGCGAGGAAGAAAGAGUGAGCAUGAGUGUGUGUGUGUGUGUGUGUAUAGGUGUGAAAACGGAAACAAAAAAUCGAAAACCAAUAGAAGAAAUCAACCAAUGCACACACACACACAC
Messenger RNA from Anopheles darlingi, 3386 nucleotides. RefSeq names its product putative metabolite transport protein YwtG. The record is from RefSeq and is a predicted model, not a curated record. Gene Ontology annotation, molecular function: transmembrane transporter activity. Gene Ontology annotation, cellular component: membrane. The transcript is spliced from 3 exons. Bases 438 to 2063 code for a protein of 541 amino acids. NCBI's taxonomy places the organism in Eukaryota, Metazoa, Arthropoda, Insecta, Diptera, Culicidae. Gene Ontology annotation, biological process: transmembrane transport.